Molecule: messenger RNA, 912 nt
Organism: Geodia barretti
Lineage: Eukaryota; Metazoa; Porifera; Demospongiae; Tetractinellida; Geodiidae
Source: the annotation of a GenBank genome assembly
AUGGCAGAAAUUGGACGUGUUCUAACAGCAAUGGUUACCCCGUUCACCGAGGACGGAGAGGUCGACUAUCCGCAGGCUAGAAAGCUGGCGAAGUCCUUGUUGGCGUCCGGUUCGGAUGGACUGGUGAUUGGAGGGACGACCGGAGAGGCGCCUUCGAUGUCGGACGAAGAGCGCUUGAAGCUCUUCGCAGAAGUCAAAAAUGCGAUCGGAGAUUCCGGCGCGGUGGUAGCCGGCACGACUGACAACAACACCUACCGAUCUAUCGAAGUGUCAAGAGAGGCAGAAGCCGUUGGCGCCGACGCGAUCUUGAUGACGGUACCCGCUUACAACAAACCGACGCAAGGCGGAUUGGUGAAACAUUUCAUCGCGAUAGCCGAGGCGGUCUCGAUACCCGGGAUUCUCUACAACGUGCCGAGCCGCACGGCGUUGAACAUGACGGCGGGAACGACUUUGAAAUUGGCUGAGGUACCGAAUAUUGUGGGGGUCAAAGAGGCCAGUAGCGACGCGGAUCAGAUCGCGUACGUCAUUAAAGGUGCACCCGACGGUUUCAAUGUCUGGUCAGGCAACGACAACGAAACGUUCUCGAUCGUUUCCACCGGCGGUUAUGGCGUAGUCAGCGUUGCCAGCAACAUCAUCGGCAACCAAGUCAAAGGUCUUAUCGGCGCAGUUUUGGAAGGCGACAUCGAGCGCGCCGCUGGCGAACAUCUUCGCUUGCUGCCGAUUUUCAAUGCGCUCUUCUUCAUCACGAACCCGAUACCCGUUCGCUACGCAAUGAACCGGUCCGGCUUCAACGUGGGCCCGCCGCCACCCGAUGCAAGCGGACGACGACGAGAUGGCCGCGUUUGCAGCGCAGUUCGAUCCGAUCAUGGAUCAAUACCGAAUCGAUCUCCCCAACGGUUGAUGCAGUCAUGA